Vicugna pacos (alpaca) is the source of this 4658-nucleotide messenger RNA. RefSeq names its product leucine zipper protein 2 (gene LUZP2). NCBI's taxonomy places the organism in Eukaryota, Metazoa, Chordata, Mammalia, Artiodactyla, Camelidae. The record is from RefSeq and is a predicted model, not a curated record.
GCGUUUUUCCAAACACUGUUUAAUCAGGUGAGGACACCUGUCUGUGACUCUCGAGCCUCUGAAAGUCUUUCCCUGUGAAUUCUGUCUCGCCUCCUGCCGCGCACGCCGGUUCAGUUACUGGCAGAUUAGAUUUCUCUCCUGGCCCCCGACCCGCCCCUCCGCAUCUUCUGGAGAAGUGGGAAUAAAAGAUCAGCCCCAGGCGGGCGUGCAGCCGGGUGAGCGCAGCCCGUUGACCGGAGCGCGCGGGGCCAUCGCUGGGCACCCCUCCCUCUCCCCGCGCCGCCUCCAGCGCGAGUGACAACGCGCCCUCCAGGCUCGGGAGCGGCGGCGCCGAACAAUCCCAGGCCGGGCUCGCCUCGCCGGUGACAUCACUCCCGGAGAUACUCCCCACUCUAAGCGCCUGCCUUCGCGAGGCGUCCGUCCGUUUGUCGGUUUCCUUCCGUCCACUGCUGGAGAGGGGUCAUUGCCGGCCGGGGACAGAGCCCUGCACAGAGGAGCGACAGGACCCGGAGAAGGAGGGAGAGCCAAGGCAGCGGGGAAAGGAGGACCCCGGCAGGCGACAAGCAUGAAAUUCAUCCCAGCGCACUACUUGCUGCCUCUCCUGCCGGCGCUGGUCCUCAGCACCAGACAGGACUAUGAAGAGCUAGAGAAGCAACUGAAAGAAGUCUUUAAGGAGCGAAGCACCAUCCUCCGUCGGCUGACAAAGACAUCAAGAGAACUUGACGGAAUUAAAUUCAACCUUCAGACUUUGAAAAAUGAUGAGAAAUCUGCCAAAACUGAAGUUCAGAGGCUUCUGGAAAUAAGUCAGAAACAAAGAGAACAAAUGAAGUCUCUCCAGGAGGCCCUGGAAAAUCAGCUUAAAGAGACAUCUGAGAAAGCAGAAAAACAACAGGCUACUAUUGCUUUUUUAAAGACUGAAAUGGAAAGAAAGACCAAAAUGAUCCGAGAUCUCCAGAAUGAGAAUAAGAGCUUGAAAAACAAACUGUUGUCAGGAAGCAAGCUAUGUGGUAUGCAUGCAGAAGAGUCAAAAAAAAUCCAAGCCCAGCUGAAGGAGCUUCGUUAUGGGAAGAAGGAUUUAUUAUUUAAGGCCCAACAGCUCGCUGAUCUGGAACGGAAAUUAACUGUGGCCAAAAAUGAGCUGGAGAAAGCAGCUCUUGACCGGGAGUCACAGCUGAAAGCAAUGAAAGAGACCGUGCAGCUCUGCCUGUCAGCUGUUUUCCAUAAUCAGCCUCCUCCCCGUUUGAAUCUCUUCAAGCCAAACCCAACUCUGACGUCACUUCCACCCAGGCCAGUUGACACUAGGAUUGCAGAUGGAAGGCCAGAAAACACGCCUCAACAAAUCACUACUGAAAGUUACGAGGGCUCUCAAGUUGAGACUGCAAAGGAGGAAAAUCCGAAGAUCCUUGAGUGCAAUUCUCAAAUUCUUUUACAGGAGAACACGGCCUGUUCAAUGAAGCUGGAAGGAAAUCCCCCACCCCCAGGCAAUGACACUGCAGAAUCAGAACCUGUCCCACAGGACAUGGCAGUGCCUCCUUGUUCUGAAUGUGAAGAGGGAAAUAAGCCAGAAAAACAACGGAGCAGCACUGAGGGGAAGGCGACUAGAGAAAAAAAAUUACUGUAAAUACCAAGAAACUACGUUAAAAACAUCCGUUUGCUAUUGUCUUCAUACUCUUUUUAGACCACAAGCUUGAUGGAAAUACUAAGUUUUUAAAGCAUGCAACUUUUUCACAAUUUUAUGUAACUUUUUAAAGUAGUCUACAAAUUUUCCAAAAGAUUCCAGGCUGAUUAUGAUCCUUAAGCAAUAACCUAAUUAAAGUGGAUAUCCACAGUCAUAAAUAGUCAUUGUCAUCAGUAAAUUGCCCAGUAUAAAUUGGUCUUUUCUGAACUCAAAUGCAGUAUAGCAUUUAAUUCUUCCAGUUCAUUUGGGUAUCUAGUACUUCUGUGAUCUAGUUUUUGAAAUCAACUGAGGAUGAUAAAAGAUGGUGGCUCCUCAGCAUUCUUCGUAUCCAAAUUAAAACCACAUCAUGAAGAUGUUGGUCCACGCUGAUUAACUGGAGCCACUGUCCUCAGUGUUGGAAUCUGUGCUGACUCGAGCAUAUUGUUUAUUUGAGGGUGUUCAUUGCUGUUCUCAUUAUUAUUUAGACCCAUAUCUAAAUAAUGUCAAGGCAAUUCUGUCAGGGAUUUGGUCAGUUAACAGGAUUCACUGAAUGUGUUUUGUAUGAUGUAGACAACACGUCAAGGAUGGAGGACUAAACUUCUGACGCAGUUGCUUACAUGUUUUGGCAUUCUGUAGACACAGCCUCUGUGGUUAUCAGCUGGAAUUACUACAAGUUAGAAAUCAAGUUGUUUGAAAUGCUCAGUGUGAUAUUUGGUAUGAAAUUGAGUAACGGAAUGGGGGAUGGGAAGAGGGCUCCAAAAUACAAAUAUGCAAGCAGAUAAUACAUAUUUAAAAAUGAGGACUUGAUGAAAGUAAAACAGCCAUGUAGAAUCAAUGAACCCCAAUUUGUAUAUUUUGAAAACAAAUGUAUUAUUAAAACAAAUCAAUGGCUGUGAGAAUCUUUGAAGUUGGGACUUUACAUAGGAUCAAAUAAAUUCACUCUUGAAUAAUCUGAACAUAGCUCACAAGCAAGAGAAACUGACACUGAUUGAUAGGAUGGAUAUAGCAUCAAACUUACAAACUAAAAUUAAUAGUUAAAUGAUCCUGUUAGGUUGUCUACACCAAAUAUAUUCACUUCUGCUGGUUAGACCCAUUUUUCAGGGAGCAUAUAAAACCACUGGUUUUAUGGAAUGGAUCUGUCAAGUCACAAUAUAUUUGAAGCACAGUUACCUGACAAGCUGUGUUAUGUAUCUAUAUAAAAUGAAAUCUAUAAUCGAUAGAUGAACUUAAAUUCUGGGAUGUAAUGGCUCAACUUUGAUCACGAUGACAGACAAAGAAAUUUAGUGAUCUGGAGAAAUGCCAAACUAUCAUUAACAGUUAAAGUAAUAUCGUGAUUUGGUCACAUAGCGAUUGUACUUGCUGAGUAAUUCAGUGUCAUUUUAUCAGUAUUCUUCAGACUGCAGGCUACCUGAGAAAGAAAGAGAACCAGUUUUAUAGAUUAUUUAUAGAGUUUUCAGGUGAAAUGACCAGGACAGAAGAAAAGAUCAAGGUCUGAAGUUCCUGCUGACUCCUCCUCAGCUCUAAAACUCACUUAAUUCUAUGAGAUGAAAUAUCGCUAGCUUCCCAAGUCCUAUUUCCCUACUGAACCCAGAAACCCUAAGCAUCCCUAAAUGUUUAUGAAAGGUAAGCAGGUAAUUUAAAUUUAGGUUUACUUUCCAACCUCCACCUGUGGCUCCAACUUCCUUCCUAGAUUGUAUGGAUCCAAUGGAAAGUUAAUCACCAUUUUACCUUACAAAAUAUGUUUUGAGGACUCUUUGGAAAUAAUAAAAUGAGAAGAUGGUAUUUUCCAAAUUUUUUAGAGUAUAACAUGAUAAAAGAGAAUUUGUCUUAAUCAAAUUUGAACAGCUCCGUCUGUAAAUUAUUUCUUCUAUGCUCUAAAUUCCGAUUCUGUUAGAUGACAGUGUAAUCAAUUUGCUUCUCUUAAUUGUUGGCAUGAUCAAAUGGGCUUUGAAUGACUAUAAUAUAUAAUUUUUUUCUUCAAUGAUCAGUAGCAUUAUGCAUCCUGCAGAGUUUACUAUGAGAUAGUUGUCGCAUUUAUUUGUUUAAAAAUAAAAAGAAUUUGUAGUAGAAAAGCUUUACAAAUAUUUUUAAGAAAUAUUUUGGGUGUUCCUUUUAACUAUUCACCACAAAUUUUAUUUUAGUAUGUACUAUGACUUGACUUUAACAAAUGCAUUUUCAUUUCUCCCAAUCCUUUAAUUGCUUUAAAAUAGCAUCAGAGAGGUUUAUAUGCUUUACUUACAUGUGUGGCUUUUGUCCAUGAGUAAGGGGCCAUUUCUCAUUAUUUCUUUUAAUUAGCAUCUAUAUAAAUAAAUAGAUGUUGUUUUUUGAGGAGUUAACAUUCAUAGCCUAACUGUCCUCAUGUGGAAAAAUACACUAACCUAGAUAUUGAAUAUAAAUGGUACGAUUCUAUCGUGUUCUUGUAAUGGUAAGCAGUGAAGAAUUACAUACGCUUUGCAGAAUGUGAAUUGAUUACUACUGAGAAACAAACAUACUCUCCAUUGGAAUACCUUAUUUUAAUAUAGGUACUAUUAGAACUAACAAUUUACUUCUCUCUAGUUAUUUUGAAAUACUAAUCAAUGCUACAUACACAUUCUCAGUUGAGAAUUGGCUUUGGAUUUUGUAUUUCCUUUUAUAUGCAUUAACUGUGUAAAUUAAACUAGUGCCUAAAAUGUAUAAGAACUAAAUGAAAGCUGACUGUGUCUAUCCCAUGCCAACAUUCUCAGAUGAAAAGUGAAAAACUGGGUUUUGACACAUCUGGGUGUGGUUUUCUGUGUGAUCUCAAAUCUCUGAAUACUGAAUAUACUCCAUGGCUAACAUUUUUUUUCUUUUUCAUUCUUUAGUCAUAUAUUUAGCAUUGAAGUGCUAUUUGAAAGACAUUUCUGUUUCACAAAAUAUACUGGAUUAGAAGUCUAAGACAGUCAUUUGUGAAGGAGACAUUUACUGUUUUAGAUUGACAGUGUGGAUAGCUGGAUUAAAACAAUAUUUGUGAACUUUGCUCUAA